Molecule: messenger RNA, 1086 nt
Organism: Elephantulus edwardii (Cape elephant shrew)
Lineage: Eukaryota; Metazoa; Chordata; Mammalia; Macroscelidea; Macroscelididae
Gene: VSX2
Product: visual system homeobox 2
Exons: 5
Coding region: 1-1086 (361 amino acids)
Biological process (GO): regulation of transcription by RNA polymerase II
Cellular component (GO): nucleus
Molecular function (GO): sequence-specific double-stranded DNA binding; DNA-binding transcription factor activity, RNA polymerase II-specific
Source: RefSeq, a predicted model, not a curated record
AUGACGGGGAAAGCCGGGGAAGCGCUGAGCAAGCCCAAAGCAGAGACAGUGGCCAAGAGCACCUCGGGGGGCGCCCCGGCCAGGUGCACGGGCUUCGGCAUCCAGGAGAUCCUGGGCUUAAACAAGGAGCCCCCCAGCUCGCACCCGCGGGCCGCCCUCGACAGCCUGGCCCCUGGGCACUUGCUGACGGCGCGCUCCGUGCUCAGCCCAGCAGGAGUGGGCGGCAUGGGGCUGCUGGGGCCCGGGGGGCUCCCCGGCUUCUACGCGCAGCCCACCUUCCUGGAAGUGCUGUCUGACCCGCAGAGUGUACACUUGCAGCCGCUAGGCAGAGCGUCGGGACCGCUGGACACCAGCCAGACAGCUAGCUCGGAUUCGGAAGAUGUUUCUUCCAGCGACCGGAAAAUGUCCAAGUCGGCUUUAAACCAGACCAAGAAGCGGAAGAAGCGGCGACACAGGACAAUCUUUACCUCCUACCAACUAGAGGAGCUGGAGAAGGCAUUCAACGAGGCCCACUACCCAGACGUCUAUGCCCGCGAGAUGCUGGCCAUGAAGACAGAGCUGCCAGAGGACAGGAUACAGGUCUGGUUCCAGAACCGCAGAGCCAAGUGGAGGAAGCGGGAGAAGUGCUGGGGCCGGAGCAGCGUCAUGGCAGAGUACGGGCUCUACGGCGCCAUGGUGCGGCACUCCAUCCCUCUGCCCGAGUCCAUCCUCAAGUCCGCCAAGGACGGCAUCAUGGACUCCUGUGCCCCGUGGCUGCUGGGGAUGCACAAAAAGUCGCUGGAGGCUGCGGCCGAGUCGGGGAGGAAGCCCGAGGUGGAGCGCCAGGCCUUGCCCAAGCUUGACAAGGUGGAGCAGGAGGAGCGGGGCGCCGAGCCUCAGGCGGCCAUCUCCCAGGAGGAACUGAGGGAGAACAGCAUUGCAGCGCUCAGGGCCAAAGCUCAGGAGCACAGCACCAAGGUGCUGGGGACUGUGUCUGGGCCCGACAGCCUGGCCCGGAACGCUGAGAAGCCCGAGGAGGAGGAGGCCAUGGAUGAAGACAGGACCACAGAGAAGCUGAGCCCACCACAGCUGGAGGACAUGGCUUAG